GCCGGUCUGCCGGGGAUCUGUGAAUUCUCCUGGUUACGAGUUACGAGGGUUACGAGUUGCGGCUACCGCUUUUCUGCGAUCACUUCUCUUCUCUCUUCGAGCAACGUUCGACGCACAGUCUUUCAGUCAUUCACUUUAUCUCUGAUUACAUUUAUUCUGUUCAACUUCUUUUCGUCAAGUUGAGAUAAAAAAUUCUUCAACAUGCCUGUUCCUGAUCUGCAAAAACCAGCACCAGCCUUCUCAGGCACUGCUGUUGUCAACGGCCAGUUCAAGGACAUUUCCCUGAGCGAUUACAAAGGAAAAUAUCUUGUUCUGUUCUUCUAUCCACUGGAUUUCACUUUCGUAUGUCCGACUGAAAUAAUUGCAUUCUCCGAUCGGGUAAAGGAGUUCCAUGACAUCGGAUGCGAGGUGAUCGCCGCAUCCACGGAUUCGCACUUCAGUCAUCUUGCAUGGGUGAACAGCCCUCGGAAGCAGGGUGGACUUGGUGAAAUGGCUAUUCCUCUUUUGGCUGACAAAAGCUGCAAGAUCGCCCGUGCCUAUGGAGUACUCGACGAGUCGAGUGGCAUACCAUUCCGUGGUCUCUUCAUCAUUGACGACAAGCAAAAUUUGCGUCAAAUCACGAUAAAUGAUUUACCAGUUGGCCGUUCUGUCGACGAGACACUUCGGCUUGUCCAAGCUUUCCAAUUCACGGACAAGCACGGUGAGGUUUGCCCAGCCGGUUGGAAACCAGGCAAGAAAACCAUGAAGCCUGACGUCGUCGGCUCCAAGGAAUACUUCAAGGACUCGUGAAUGUCGAAAUGAAAACGACGCCUGUUCGAACUAUCGCCCGUGUUUCGUGCGUCAAUUUUUAUGAAUCCAAUUAUCGUUUCACCAUACACAGAUAUAUCUCCGUUUUAAAACCCACAGAAUAGUACAACAUGAUGAAUUGUGAGAGGGAAAAUAAGGGAUAUCGCCCUGAAAUCCCGUUUACUUAACUACCAAUAUUAAGAAAAAAUUGAAUGUUCUUAUUUAAGAAGUAAAGGACCCUAAAAUUCGUUCAAAUCGUCGAAUUCCCAUUUUGACAAUACGAAUUAGUAGAUAACAUAAAUGUGUGCUCUUUCUCUUUGAUAUUAUACGUUCUUUUUUACCUCCCACUUUCAUAAUAAACGUCACGUCGUAAAAAAAAACAA
Molecule: messenger RNA, 1169 nt
Organism: Venturia canescens
Lineage: Eukaryota; Metazoa; Arthropoda; Insecta; Hymenoptera; Ichneumonidae
Gene: Prx2
Product: Peroxiredoxin 2
Exons: 4
Coding region: 202-789 (195 amino acids)
Biological process (GO): cellular response to stress; response to oxidative stress; leukocyte activation
Cellular component (GO): cytosol
Molecular function (GO): thioredoxin peroxidase activity
Source: RefSeq, a predicted model, not a curated record